This is a messenger RNA of Arvicola amphibius (Eurasian water vole), 2756 nucleotides long. RefSeq names its product ligand of numb-protein X 1 (gene Lnx1). Gene Ontology annotation, biological process: ubiquitin-dependent protein catabolic process. Bases 185 to 2374 code for a protein of 729 amino acids. The record is from RefSeq and is a predicted model, not a curated record. Gene Ontology annotation, cellular component: cytoplasm. Lineage: Eukaryota; Metazoa; Chordata; Mammalia; Rodentia; Cricetidae. The transcript is spliced from 11 exons. Gene Ontology annotation, molecular function: ubiquitin-protein transferase activity; protein binding.
CGAAGUUGAGACUGGUCACAGCUCAGGCGGCCCUAGAAGCUUCUACCACAAGGGAUGAAAACUGGCUGGCUGCUGCAGCUUUGAAAGCCCCAAACACCUCUGAACAGGUUUCUCUCUUGGGUGGCUUUUAGACUCUCUUGACCUGCUCCUGAGGAAACACUACUUUCCUGGUCCUUGCUCAGCCAUGAACCAACCAGACCUAGCUGAUGACCCCGAUCCCAGCCCUGAACUCCCGUGCAUUGUGUGUGGCCAGCACCACUCUCCCGAGGAAAACCACUGCUACACCUACACGGAAGACGUUGACGAUGACCUCGUCUGCCACAUCUGCCUGCAAGCAUUGCUGGACCCUCUGGACACGCCGUGCGGACACACCUACUGUACCCUGUGUCUCACCAACUUCCUGGUGGAGAAAGACUUUUGCCCUGUGGAUCGCAAGCCUGUGGUUCUGCAGCACUGCAAGAAGUCCAGCAUCCUGGUCAACAAGCUUCUUAACAAGCUGCUGGUCACCUGCCCGUUUCCAGAGCACUGCACCGAGGUGCUGCAGCGCUGCGAUCUCCAGCAUCAUUUCCAGACAAGCUGCAAAGGUGCCUCCCACUAUGGCCUGACCAAGGACCGGAAAAGACGCUCACAAGAUGGCUGCACCGAUGGCUGUACCAGCCUCACAGCAAUGCCACUCACCUCAGAGGUUUCGGCCGCUGCCACCAUCUCUUUAAUGACCGACGAGCCUGGCCUAGACAACCCUGCCUACGUGUCCGCAGUGGAGGAGGUAGCCAACCUCUCGGACUCUGGCCGGAGCAACCGAACCAGGGCCCGGCCCUUUGAGCGCUCCACCAUGAGAAGCCGAUCUUUCAAAAAGAUCAACAGAGCUCUGAGUGUUCUUCGAAGGACAAAGAGCGGGAGUGCUGUUGCCAACCAGGCCACCGACCAGGGCAGGGAGAACUCUGAGAACGCCACUGCCCCUGAAGCCUUCCCAAGGUUGUACCACCUGAUUCCAGACGGGGAAAUAACAAGCAUCAAAAUCAAUAGAGUGGAUCCCAGUGAAAGCCUCUCCAUCAGGCUGGUGGGGGGCAGCGAAACUCCGCUGGUUCACAUCAUUAUUCAGCAUAUUUACCGUGACGGAGUGAUUGCCAGAGACGGACGGCUGCUGCCGGGAGACGUCAUUCUCAAGGUCAAUGGAAUGGACAUCAGCAAUGUCCCUCAUAACUACGCCCUGCGGCUCCUGCGGCAGCCCUGCCAGGUGCUGCGGCUCACGGUACUGCGCGAGCAGAAGUUCCGUAGCAGAAGCAAUGGACAAACACUCGAGUCCUAUGGACCUCGGGACGACAGCUUCCAUGUAAUUCUCAACAAAAGCAGCCCUGAGGAGCAGCUUGGCAUAAAGCUGGUGCGCAGGGUGGACGAGCCUGGCGUGUUUAUCUUCAACGUGCUGAAUGGCGGUGUCGCCGACCGACACGGCCAGCUGGAGGAGAAUGACCGUGUGCUGGCCAUCAACGGACAUGACCUUCGGUUCGGCAGUCCGGAAAGUGCAGCUCAUCUGAUUCAGGCCAGUGAAAGACGCGUUCACCUCGUCGUGUCCCGCCAGGUUCGACAGCCUAGUCCAGACAUCUUUCAAGAAGCUGGCCAGAUCAACAAUGGCCGGUGGUCCCCAGGCCCAGGGGAGAGGAACACAGCUUCUAAGCCCCUCCAUCCUGCAGCCACUUGUCAUGAGAAGGUUGUAAGUGUCCGAAAAGACCCCAGCGAAUCUCUCGGCAUGACCGUUGGAGGGGGAGCAUCACACGGGGAAUGGGACUUGCCUGUCUAUGUCAUCAGUGUUGAGCCCGGAGGAGUCAUAAGCAGAGAUGGAAGAAUAAAAACAGGUGACAUUUUAUUGAAUGUGAACGGGAUUGAGCUCACAGAGGUCAGCCGGACAGAGGCCGUUGCCAUAUUGAAGAGCACCUCCUCCUCAGUGGUACUCAGAGUCUUGGAAGUCAAGGAACCAGAGCCCCAGGAAGACUGCAGCCCAGAAGCCCUGGACUCCAACCACAACGUGACCCCGCCUGGUGACUGGUCCCCAUCCUGGGUCAUGUGGCUGGAAUUACCACAGUACUUGUAUAACUGUAAAGAUGUGACCCUAAGGAGGAACACAGCAGGAAGUCUGGGCUUCUGCAUUGUAGGAGGUUACGAAGAAUACAAUGGGAACAAACCUUUUUUUAUCAAAUCCAUUGUGGAAGGAACACCAGCAUACAAUGAUGGAAGGAUCAGAUGUGGUGACAUUCUUCUCGCUGUCAACGGUAGGAGUACGUCGGGCAUGAUACACGCUUGCUUGGCAAGGACACUCAAAGAACUUAAAGGAAGAAUUACUCUCACUAUUGCUUCUUGGCCUGGUACUUUUUUAUAAAAUCAAUGAUGGAUCUUAGAAAACAGAAAAAAGAUCACAGAUAGGCUUCGUAAAACUGUAUUUAUCUUGUCAAUUUUUAUAUUUAAAGAAAAUAUUGUAAAAAAAAUGCCAGGAAAAGUAUGAUAUUAUGGAAACAAGUUGUACUUGGAGAACGUUUUCAAAAAUAAAAACUGAUGUUUUGUUUUAGUACGGAGGAUCUCAUCACUCCAAACCUUUAAGUUUAUAUUUUUCUAUUCAAUAAAAAUCUAGAAUGGUUUCUAUGACACAAUUCAAAUCAAUUAAAAAUAUGAUAUAUGUGGAGUUCAAAAAGAGAGCACAUUACAGGCAUUUAAAUUUAAUGGCAGAGAAUUUGAAAUGAGAAAUAAAUCUUUUCUAAACGGGA